Lacerta agilis (Sand lizard) is the source of this 1240-nucleotide messenger RNA. Its product is annotated as transmembrane protein 79-like. Gene Ontology annotation, biological process: regulated exocytosis. Gene Ontology annotation, cellular component: trans-Golgi network membrane; lysosomal membrane. The transcript has 3 exons. NCBI's taxonomy places the organism in Eukaryota, Metazoa, Chordata, Lepidosauria, Squamata, Lacertidae. Bases 1 to 1218 code for a protein of 405 amino acids. The record is from RefSeq and is a predicted model, not a curated record.
AUGGCGACCACAAGGAGCCCCGUCAGCCCGCACCAGCUAAAGGAGUUCGACAGCGUCCGAGACUCCCUCGCCGACAUCAUCGGCCAGCUCCGUGACAUCGACCCGAGCCACUUGUCCUUCUCGCCGUUCCUGGACCUCGACACCCAGAUUUCCCUGGCGCCCGUCUCCGACAGCCCCGAAUCGUCUCUCGAGGAGCUGCAUUCUACUGAAGCAGAAGAAGAAGAAGAGGAAGAAGAGGAGGAGGAAGAAGGGAUGCCCUCUCCCAGCCCUCUCCCUGGGCAAGCCUUCCCAGACCCCCUGGGUCAACCCAGUCUUCCUCCGCUGCAGGAGGCAGCACAGGCCCCAGAAGGGAGCGGCGUGGGGCAGCCCCCCAUGCCUGGGGCCGACACUGCGGCCACCCGCUUGCCCAAAGAGACGUCUUUUUUGGACUCCGUCCAAGUCGUGCCACGGUGCCCCCUUCCCGAUCCAGAGCAAAGGUCAGAAGGCGGCCAAACCGGGACCCUCGCACCGACCCUCGAGCGCCAGCCCUGGCCGGAAGCGGGAGACGGCUCCUGCCCGGUUUUGCGCCACGGCUCGGGGGAGCUGACCUCCUGCUCGGGGGGCAGCGGGGGUUGCCAGGCCUGCUCCGGCGAGCACAUGAGAGCCGUGGCCUCGGCCUUUGUUGCCCUCCUCCUGGCUCCGUGGUUCCUCUAUAUAAGCUACUACUUCCUUCCGCUGCCGGACCCUGCCUGCCCGGAUCUUGCAAGCCGGGUCGCCUUGGCUCUACGUUGCCUGCCGGUCGCUGGGCUGCCUAUCCUCCUCGGCAUUGUUCUGAGAGCCUUUUCUGCCUUGUGCCUGGACAACCUCGGCCCCCUGGGAACUCGCUCCCGGCCCGUCCUGCUCCACCAGCUUUUCGUCGUGGGCUCCGUGGACCAGCUCUCCGUUUUUGCCCUCAACGUGGUGGUGACGGCGACUUUCCUCCCCCAGGAGCACCUGCGUCUCAUCCCGAUCCUCGUGGGGCUCUUUGCUGUUGGAAGGUGCUGCUACUGGGCCUGCCUGCACCUCUGCAGCAAUUACCGUGGAUUCGGGUUCGGCCUCUCCUUCUUCCCGACAGUCGCCAUGAGCAUCUACAACCUCUUCUGCCUCUACCACCUGGGCUUGGGGUUCCUGUUCGCAGCCUUGCCCGACGUCCGCAACACAUCCGCUCCGACGCUCGAACUGACGAUGCCCAAGAGAUGAGGGACGAGAUGCCUACAAAACU